AUGGCAGUGGCGCCCUCGGCACCCACGAUGAGCGGCGCAAACGGGACGGCCGCCUUUGACAAGGACGUCAAGGGCGCAAACGAGCCCGUCAUCACGACGACGACGAGCGCCGACGAGGUCGAGUCGCCCACGGCCAUCAGCCCGGGCGGCCAGAUCACGUCGUCCGACACCAGCGGCCAGCAGCCCACGCGCGGCAUCCUCGACAAUGCCCACGAGGCACCGCCCAGGCGCGCCUCGCGCACCGGCUCCACGUCCAACAGCGGCUUCAAGGCCGCCCUCAAGGCCACCUUCCUCCCGCCCCCGGCGGCCGGCAAGCAGAUCAAGGUGCCCGAGGGCCAGCGCCUGGGCAAGACGUUCAAGCGCAGCGACCCGCUCCCGGAUGGCGGGCGGACGUUCGAGGGAGGCGAGGUGCUGCCCUACGACCCGAGAGGCGAGAAUGCGGGGGCCGGCGACGGCAUGGUCCCGCCCGAGGCGUUGCGGCCACCGCCGGCUGGAUCGCAACAGGGGCAAGGGCAAGGGCAGGGGCAAGGGCAGGGGCAAGGGGGCCGGCUGUCGCCCAGCAGCACGCUGCGGCGGACCGAGAGCGUCAGCGACUCUGGCUACACGAGCGACAUUGGCAGCAGCGUCGAUAGCGAGGCGCUCGACACGCGCAGCGAGUACUCGGCGUCGCAGGGCUCGUCGUCGCCCGGCGAGGAGCGCGGGAGAGGGCUCGACACGCACCCGGGGCGCAACCGGCAGAGCUCGGUGGCCUCGAGCGCAUCCAACAGCAGCAACAGCGCCGCCAUCCGCUUCUGCCCGCUGCCGACGACGGGCCGGCUGAAGCGCGCCAACUCGAUCACGAUUGGCGUCGCGGCGCGCGCCCACCUGCUGCAGUCGCAGGGCACCGCCGCGCCGCCGCGGCAGCACUAUGCCCCGCAGCACGUCCACGGCUCGCAGGCGUGGUACAACGACCCGCACCACCCAGAUGUCAUCGACGUGGGCGAGGAGAUCCGCAAGGGCGCGCUCAAGGCGUGGAAGAAGCUGCGCAAGGGCAGCGGCAGCGGCAGCGACAGCGGAAGCGGCGGCGGCGCCGUCGGUGGCGGAGGCGGAGGCGGGGGCAAGCCCAAGAAGAGCUACCCAAAGGAAGGUGCGCCCGUCGCAGAUCCAAAGACGGGCAACCUGCGCGUGCUGGGCGGCGCCGGCGUCGAGAGGCCGCCAGAGCCGGAGCGGCUGGGUGCGCUCAAGGAGGAUCCAGAGCACUCGCUGCCCAGGGGCGACCAGACGCCCAAGCGAGCGUCGAGCCCCGAGCUGGCGGGCAUGGAGCAGCUGUCGGUGCACGACAAGUCGCAGCACGACGCCAGCGCGACGGAUCCAGAGGCGGCGCAGGUCGACGCCGCGACAGCGCACAACGCCAGGCUGCCGGCGCGGCCGCCGCCGCACACCGAGACCAAGGAGCAGCCCAACGGGCAUCACCCGCACGAGCUCGAGGACGGGCCGCAGCACGACUCGUACCACCUGGCAGACCACCACGACGGGCUGGCCGACGACGGGAUGGCGACGCCGCGGAGCAACAUGCAGCGGCGCUCGUCGACGGGCGCGUUCCUGCACGGGCUGUCGAUCAAGGGCAUCCAGGAGGCGCGGCGGCGCCAGUUCCUCGGCCUCGACGACGACGACGACGCCGGUGGCGGCGGCGACGGCCACGGCAGCGGCGACGAGGCCAAGGCGGCGGGCGGCUACGAGGUGCGCGGUCCGUCGGGCAAGAUGGAGCGGGUCGGGCUGGCGGGUUACGGACACUACUGA
Pseudozyma flocculosa PF-1 is the source of this 1779-nucleotide messenger RNA. RefSeq lists its product as uncharacterized. Lineage: Eukaryota; Fungi; Basidiomycota; Ustilaginomycetes; Ustilaginales; Ustilaginaceae. The transcript has a single exon. Bases 1 to 1779 code for a protein of 592 amino acids. The record is from RefSeq and is a predicted model, not a curated record.